AGGGAGCAGGGAACAUAGCACCGGCAUGUACAAAAGGCUGAGUUGCAGGCUGGGGGUGGGGUGGCUCGCGGUUGGGGGAGCCAUAGGUUGAGGAUCGGAGGCAUUAUCAGUGGGAUCUAUUGUUUCCUGGCACAUUGGGAGGAAAAACAAAGGGAUUUAUUAUCAUCACCCUAUAAUUUUCUUUCUUUUUUUUCCCCCUCCCUCUCCCCCCCAUCCUGAUGUGGCCAGGGAGCUCAUCUCUCCCCCGUGCUACACUGGAAUUCGCCACCGGCAGCCGCAGCCAAUGUGUUAGGACUUCAGGUGCUUCCUGGCACAGAGCUAGACUGCGACCUCCAACCAUAGCGCUUGGCGUCACCUGCUCUCCCGGCCCGGCCCCGGGGCCGAGGGAUUGCGUCCCGAAGCAGGCUUGGGAACCGGCUGCCUCUCAAAUGAACCACUAGCCUUGCUUUGAAAAAGCCAUUUUGUGUAACUCUUGACUGUGAAUAAUUUGCUAAUACACCUGUUGGGACAAUCACUGACAAAGUAUGCUGUUUGAGAGGUCCUUUACUUGACCAAAUACUGGUGAUUAGAAGAGAGGUUUUGCUUUUUUUUUCCUUUUUUUCCCCUGAUCAUUAUGAACAUUGGGUUUUCACCCUUGAAGUAAAAAUGUUGAAAGCUGAGUCUUCAGGUGAACGAACCACUCUCAGAAGUGCCUCUCCUCAUAGGAAUGCAUACAGAACUGAGUUCCAGGCACUGAAAAGUGCCUUUGACAAACCUAAGUCAGAUGGGGAACAAAAAACAAAAGAAGGUGAGGGCUCCCAGCAGACCAGGGGUAGAAAAUAUGGCUCCAAUGUCAACAGAAUUAAAAAUCUAUUUAUGCAGAUGGGUAUGGAACCCAAUGAGAAUGCUGCAAUCAUUGCCAAAACCAGGGGGAAAGGUAGACCUUCCUCUCCCCAGAGAAGAAUGAAGCCCAAAGAGUUUCUGGAGAAAACAGAUGGCUCGGUUGUUAAAUUGGAGUCCUCUGUUUCUGAACGAAUUAGUCGAUUUGACACAAUGUAUGAUGGCCCUUCAUAUUCUAAGUUCACAGAGACUCGAAAAAUGUUUGAGAGGAGUGUGCAUGAGUCAGGACAAAACAACCGCUAUUCCCCAAAGAAAGAGAAAGCUGGAGGGAGUGAACCACAGGAUGAAUGGGGGGGUUCCAAGUCCAACAGAGGCAGCACUGAUUCCUUGGACAGCCUUAGCUCCCGCACUGAGGCUGUCUCCCCAACUGUGAGUCAACUGAGUGCAGUAUUUGAGAACACUGAGUCCCCCAGUGCCAUCAUUUCCGAGAAGGCUGAAAGCAGUGACUACUCAGUGACUGGGCAUUAUCCCCUGAAUUUACCAUCGGUUACUGUUACCAAUCUUGACACCUUUGGCCACCUUAAGGAUUCUAAUUCUUGGUCUUCUUCGAACAAACACGGUGUUGAAACAGAUAAUGAUCAGAAGACUAAUACGACUCCAGUACUAGAAGUGGCUCCUGAAAGUACCUCUCUAGCUUCAUUGCUUAGUGAAGAGAUUCAGCAGAGCAAGGAAGCCCAGGACUCUGCAUCUAACCAAGAGACUCUAGACAGAACUGACAAAGACAUUCUUGAAGAAUCUUGUGCUGAAAAGAAGGCAAUGCCCAAGUCUGAAAUCCUUUCACCACAAAACCAACCUUUAGGGAAUGCUGAGGCUAAUUCGGUUGGGAGUGAGACAGCAAAGCAACAGAGGAAAGAAGAGCUUGCAGGUGGUGAUCUUACCUCUCCCAAUGCUUCUGUAUCCAGCUGUGCAAAAGAAGUAGCUGAAGAUUCAAAUAAUGUUGAGAGUUCCCAUGUGUACAUGCAUAGUGACUAUAAUGUGUAUAGGGUGAGAUCCAGGUAUAAUUCAGACUGGGGAGAGACAGGCACAGAGCAGGAUGAGGAGGACAGUGACGAGAACAGCUACUAUCAGCCUGAUAUGGAAUACUCGGAAAUCGUUGGAUUGCCAGAAGAAGAAGAAAUCCCAGCAAACAGGAAAAUUAAGUUUAGUUGUGCUCCAAUUAAGGUUUUCAACACAUACUCCAAUGAAGACUAUGACAGGAGAAAUGAAGAAGUUGACCCUGUGGCUGCAUCUGCUGAAUAUGAACUUGAGAAGCGUGUGGAAAAGCUGGAACUUUUCCCGGUUGAGCUCGAGAAAGAUGAGGAUGGUCUUGGGAUAAGCAUUAUUGGAAUGGGUGUUGGAGCUGAUGCUGGACUUGAGAAACUGGGAAUAUUUGUCAAGACAGUAACAGAAGGUGGUGCUGCUCAAAGGGAUGGCAGAAUACAAGUCAAUGACCAGAUUGUGGAAGUGGAUGGAAUCAGUUUGGUGGGUGUCACACAGAAUUUCGCCGCAACAGUUCUCCGAAACACCAAAGGCAAUGUCAGAUUUGUCAUUGGACGAGAAAAACCAGGACAAGUGAGCGAGGUUGCCCAGUUGAUAAGCCAGACCCUGGAACAAGAGAGGCGCCAGAGAGAGCUGCUUGAGCAGCACUAUGCCCAAUAUGAUGCUGAUGAUGAUGAGAACACAGUGGCUGAAUUGCAAGAAGUGUCUGGCAACUGCAAUAACAAUAACAACUAUUCCCUUAAGACAGGAGAAUAUGCAACAGACGAAGAAGACGACGAGGUAGGGCCUGUUCUUCCUGGCGGUGACAUGGCCAUUGAAGUGUUUGAGCUGCCUGAGAAUGAGGACAUGUUUUCCCCAUCUGACUUGGACACAAGCAAGCUUAGCCACAAGUUCAAAGAGUUGCAAAUCAAACAUGCAGUUACAGAAGCAGAGAUUCAAAAAUUGAAGAGCAAGCUGCAAGCAGCAGAAAAUGAAAAAGUAAGGUGGGAACUUGAAAAAAACCAGCUCCAGCAGAACAUUGAAGAGAAUAAGGAAAGAAUGCUGAAGCUGGAGAGCUACUGGAUCGAGGCUCAAACAUUGUGCCACACAGUGAAUGAGCAUCUCAAAGAGACUCAAAGCCAGUAUCAGGCCUUAGAAAAGAAAUACAACAAGGCAAAAAAACUGAUCAAGGAUUUUCAACAAAAAGAACUUGACUUCCUCAAAAGACAGGAAGUAGAAAGGAAGAAACUAGAAGAUUUGGAAAAAGCUCAUAUUGUGGAAGUUCAAGGCCUCCAAGUGAGGAUUAGAGAUUUGGAAGCUGAGGUAUUCAGACUACUUAAGCAAAAUGGGACUCAAGUUAACAAUAACAACAACAUCUUUGAGAGAAGAACAUCUCUUGGAGAAGUGUCCAAAGGAGACAGCAUGGAGAACGUGGAGGUCAAGCACACAUCUUGUCAGGAUGGCCUAAGUCAAGACUUGACUGAAGCAGUACCAGAAACAGAGCGCCUGGAUUCAAAGGCACUGAAAACUCGAGCCCAGCUCUCUGUGAAGAACAGGCGUCAGAGGCCCACUAGGACACGACUGUACGACAGUGUCAGUUCAACAGAUGGAGAGGACAGCCUGGAACGAAAGCCUUCAAAGAGUCUCUAUAACCACACGCAUGUUUCCAAACCACUUCUGCCCAAGGGUCUGAGAACUUCUUCUCCAGAAUCAGAUUCUGGGGUCCCAUCUCUCACUCCAGUGGCUAGUCGCGUGUCCUGGUCUGACCACAUAGAUGAGUUGCAAGAAGGACCACUGUACCCAGAAAGGGGGUCCUCCCCCUUUGUCUGGGGAGAUACUUCACACUCCUCUACUACAAAAUCUGAUCACGAGAUGGAAGAAUCUCCCUGUCACCAUCAAGCUACCACUCAGAGAAUACAAGAAAAAGAUGAUGCUAAAAGCCCCAAAUCACUAGCGGCACCCAAUUCAUUGGUGGUACGAGGAGGAAAAAUUAAGCGGAAGUUUGUAGAUCUGGGGAUCUUCAGAAGCAGACUGGAAAACCGGAAAGCCCAGCGACCCUCUGCAACUCCGGCCUCCACUCGCUCCCCUUGCAUGCCUUUCUUGUGGUUUAAUGAAAGUCGGAAAGGAUCCUAUUCCUUCGGGAACCUGCCUUCACCUACCAAUCCCCUUCAGCCUUCUCCUGAGACUCUAAUUUCUGAUAAAACUGGGUCCAAGAAUUUUACCUUCAAUGAUGACUUUAGUCCCAGCAGUACCAGUUCAGCAGACCUGAGUGGCUUAGGAGCAGAACCCAAAACACCAGGGCUCUCUCAGUCCUUAGCACUGUCAUCAGAUGAGAUCCUUGAUGAUGGACAGUCUCCCAAACACAGUCAGUGUCCGAAUCGGGCCGUUCAUGAAUGGAGUGUGCAGCAGGUUUCUCACUGGUUAAUGAGCCUAAAUCUGGAGCAGUAUGUAUCUGAAUUCAGUACCCAAAACAUCACUGGAGAGCAGCUCAUGCAGUUGGAUGGAAAUAAACUUAAGGCUCUUGGAAUGACAUCAUCCCAGGACCGAGCACUGGUCAAAAAGAAGCUGAAGGAAAUGAAGCUGUCUCUAGAGAAGGCUCGGAAGGCACAAGAGAAAAUGGAAAAGCAAAGAGAAAAAUUGAGGAGGAAAGAACAGGAGCAAAUGCACAGAAAGUCCAAAAAGGCUGAAAAGAUGACAUCCACUGCCACAGAAGGCGCUGGUGAGCAGUGAGCCUCAGUCCUGGAUGCUGAUGCUCAAGAGAAGUCCCACCUCUUCCUGCCCCAUUCUCCUCCAGAACAUGAAGAAGAAAUUGACCAUGAGGGUAAUGCUUCUCUAGGCAAAUUGAGGAACUGUGUGUUGAAUGACUUCAUUUUCUGCAAUAAUAGAAGGCAGCCUUUAAUUUUAAUCUCCUAAAAUAACCCCAAAUCACUUUUGAUUUAUUGACAAAUGAAAAAUAUCUCAUUUGUGAGAGAGGCAAAGUAGCUAUGAUUCUUUCUUCUACUUAACAACAUAUGGUGUUGUGUUGGGUGUGUUGUGCCACUUGGAGGACCAGCAUGACUGCACCAGUGAGAGCAUAACACACCCUGGUGUUGUUAGUGAACUUUCAGAGUGGGUAGUAAAUUCUCAUUGUGGGACUCUGAAAUGGGUUAGUUGUAUCUAUCUGAGUGACAGAGCACUUGCCAUGAGCUGUGGGAGCCAUGCUUACUCCCAGGGCUUCGGAAGUUCAUCCAGGUUGGGGAAAAGUUCCCUAUAAUUGUGUGUGGAGAGACAGAUAACCCCACUGUGGAAACUUGAGGACUCAUAAAUAGCUCCUAAGACAAAGAACAAGUACAUUGUUUUACUGACCAUCAGAAAGUCAUAGUUAUCUGGGAAUUACAGAAAAGAGCAAACACCUUAAGAAUGUGGUACCAUUUCUCCUCCAGCUAUUCCUGAAUGAAGAAGAAAAGUCAGACCUUAAGCUAGCUAUGGGGCUGUUAGGAUCUGUUGUUUACUUUGCAACACUGGCAAACACAACACAGUUUCUUACUGCCCUCAACAAAUCAACAAAUUGAACAGAAAAUUGAUUUUUAAGGAAACCAGUAUUUUCAGAUUUCUUCUCUUGGGGAACAUUCUGGCUGGGCAUCAGACUGCCUGUGAUACAAUCAGAAACUUGUCACACAUUUUAUCCUCACAGUUUCCUAAGAAAGCUCAGUUAGGGUUUUAACAAACGUAAUUUUAAGGAAAAAUAGGGAUAUCCGUUAAGGAGAUCACAGAUUUCACUAACAUUCAACCAGAGAACCAGUUCAUUUGAGCACACAGAAGUUCCUGUCACAUUUUAGAGGUAUUUUGAAUGUUUUUUUUCUAAGCUAUUCUUUCCAUAUAGUCGAGGUUUCUACUUUAGAGUUGAAGUUUAAGGAAGUACAUCAGAUUCACUAUCAAUGGAAGAAUGAAAGCUUAUUGUAAAUCCAAUAUUAAGGAUUUCAGUAUUUCACCAGUCUAAGUUGAAUGCAGGAGACUGGGCAGAAGGAGGAGAACAUUAACUCAUCUUGAGAAAUUUCUAAUGAUGAGUUUUUUUUUCCUUUAUUUAUCUUUUGUCUUGCUUUUUAUGCUCUUGUGUCUGUUUCUUUUGCUGCAUUAGCUCUAAAGGCAAGGUCAUCUACUUUCCAAUGGAUGGACAAGUGUCAAAGUAAGACUUGAGGCCAGAUGAAUUCUUGAACAAGUAUUUAACUUCCUUUAUUCCAUAGGGUCUUGGCUCUGUUCCCAACACUGCCAAUAUCUCCACUGUAGUCGUUCUAUUUGCAGAUCUUGGGGACUGCUCUUGAGUAUUACAGAUACCAGAAAUGUAAAGGGUCUCCUGUCUAUAUAACCCUACCUUGUAUUUUUAACAUUGUGAUUUUAUUGUUCUUAUAAUGUAAUGUCCAAGUUCUGGAAUUGUUGGAAAUUGAAACUUAUAAUCCUAUUCUUCUCCCAUCCCCGCCCAAGGCCUGUUUCCUAUUUUGGAUCACAGAGUUGCCUGAUAAGCUCUAGUCCUUUUGUCCCUAGGUUAGAGUCAUUCAUUCCAUUUUCAGAAACAUUCAGGCAGGCUUUGCAACAUUCUGAUCCCUAUUACACUAUUCUGUCUUAUUUGGAUAUGAUCCUAAAACUGCCAUACUGCAUACCUGUAUCUUGAGAUGUUGGUGCUUUGCUAUUUAUUACUAUCACAAGAAACCAGAAGCUACUGUUAAUGAAUUACAAAAUUCAACAAGCAUUUCCUAACGCUAUAAGACAAAAAUCAGUAAAAA
Messenger RNA from Perognathus longimembris pacificus (Pacific pocket mouse), 6596 nucleotides. RefSeq names its product protein phosphatase 1 regulatory subunit 9A (gene Ppp1r9a). NCBI's taxonomy places the organism in Eukaryota, Metazoa, Chordata, Mammalia, Rodentia, Heteromyidae. Gene Ontology annotation, biological process: neuron projection development; actin filament organization; calcium-mediated signaling. The record is from RefSeq and is a predicted model, not a curated record. Gene Ontology annotation, cellular component: dendrite; cytoplasm; postsynaptic density. Gene Ontology annotation, molecular function: actin filament binding. The transcript is spliced from 19 exons. Bases 646 to 4566 code for a protein of 1306 amino acids.